Molecule: messenger RNA, 1983 nt
Organism: Microthlaspi erraticum
Lineage: Eukaryota; Viridiplantae; Streptophyta; Magnoliopsida; Brassicales; Brassicaceae
Source: the annotation of a GenBank genome assembly
AUGGCAUCGACGCCGCCUCCUGUACCUCCUGUGACGACAUCUCCUCCUCCUGUACCUCCUGUGACGCCUGCUCCUCCUCCUGUGCCUCCUGUGACGCCUGCUCCUCCUCCUGUGCCUCCUGUGACACCUGCUCCUCCUCCUGUACCUCCAGUGACGCCUUCUCCUCCUCCGCCGCCUACUGCCAUUCCUCCUCCAAUCCCCGUGACUCCUUCUCCUCCACCGCCGUCCAUUGAUUUGACGUCUUCGCCUCCACCUCCGUCCUCUCCCUUGACGCCGUCUCCCACCACUCCUACAACUCCCUUGCCAUCUUCUCCUCCGCCACCGUCUUCUCCCUUGACGUUGUCUCCUCCACCACCGUCUCCUCCUAAAUCUUCCCCACCUCCGCCGUCUCCCUCCACACCCACUCCUCCUCGGUCGGUAACUCCGAGCCCUCCACCUCCAGCGAGUCCCUCAGGCGGGGGAUCUCCUAGAACUCCAUCUGUCACCCCAGGCUUUUCUCCACCGCCGCCUUCUUCCUCUUCCAGCGGAUUAUCGACAGGAGUGGUGGUUGGGAUCGCCCUCGGAGGAGUAGCUCUGCUUGUGGCAUUGACUUUGGUUUGUUUCCUUUGUAAGAAGAAAAGACGAAGAGACGAUGAAGCACCUCCUCCUCUCAAUGCUGGAGGCCGUUACGGUGGACAGCAGCAACAAAAUGCAUCAAAACCAUUAGAUCAAGUGGUGACGUCACUUCCACCCUAUGCACCACCACGUCCGCCGCCGGCUUUCAUGAGCAGCAGCAGCGGCGGCAGCGCCUACGACUCAAACUACUCGGAUCAAUCAGUUCUUCCUCCAGCAUCUCCGGGGCUUGCAUUGGGAGGAAACUAUCAAGGCACUUUCACUUACGAGGAGCUAUCAAGAGCCACUAAUGGUUUCUCCGAGGCCAAUUUGUUAGGGCAAGGCGGAUUCGGAUACGUGUUCAAAGGUAUAUUACGUAAUGGAAAAGAUAUCGCCGUGAAACAGUUGAAAGCAGGGAGUGCUCAGGGAGAGAGAGAGUUUCAGGCAGAGGUCGGGAUCAUUAGCCGAGUACACCAUAGGCAUUUGGUUGCUCUUGUUGGUUAUUGCAUCGCCGAUGCUCAAAGAUUGCUUGUUUAUGAGUUUGUUCCUAACAACACUCUCGAGUUUCACCUCCAUGGUAAAGGACGGCCUCCGAUGGCUUGGAGCUCAAGAUUGAAAAUUGCUGUUGGUUCUGCUAAAGGAUUGUCUUAUCUUCAUGAAAAUUGCAACCCUAAAAUCAUUCAUCGUGACAUCAAGGCGGCAAACAUAUUGAUUGAUUUCAAAUUUGAAGCAAAGGUUGCUGAUUUUGGUCUUGCCAAGAUUGCUUUGGAUACAAACACUCAUGUAUCUACACGCGUUAUGGGAACCUUUGGGUAUUUGGCUCCGGAAUACGCUGCAAGCGGAAAGCUCUCAGAAAAGUCAGACGUUUUCUCAUUUGGAGUUGUACUUUUGGAGCUAAUAACCGGACGUCGUCCUGUUGAUACAAAAAAUGUCUAUGCAGAUAACAGCUUGGUUGAUUGGGCACGACCAUUGCUUACACGAGCACUUGAGGAAAACAACUUUGAAAGUUUGGUUGAUACAAAGCUGAAUAAUGAGUAUGAUAGAGAAGAGAUGGCUCGCAUGGUUGCUUGUGCUGCAGCUUCUGUUCGCCAUACAGCUCGCCGCAGACCUCGCAUGGACCAGGUCGCGCGUGUGCUAGAAGGAAACAUAUUGCCAUCAGAUCUAAACCAAGGGAUCAGACCAGGUGAUAGCAAUGUGUAUAGCUCAUCACAUGGAGGAAGCACAGAUUAUGACUAUGAAGGGAUGAACAAGUUGAGAGGGGUUCAAGAGUACAGUCCAAGCAGCGAGUUCAGUAGUCCAACCAAUGACUAUGAUUUGUACUCGUACGGGUGGAGCACUGAGGGUCCAAACACACGGGAAAUGGAAUUGGACAAAUAUGAAAAAAGCCGGUGA